ACUGCAGAAAAUUAAUGUAUUUGACCAAUGGCUUUCAAAACAACUAAGUAAAAUUUAUGAGUGACCAGAAAAAUAGAAACAAUAUAGACUUCCGGCCCAAGUAGAAAUACGUGGUAGAUUAUCAUAAAACAUGUUUAAAUAUAUCUUUUCGAAAUACUUGUUUGUAUUAUUGUCUGUACCGGUUCUGAUAAUUGUAUAUGAAAAUAAUAUGUGGAAUUUCUUCAACUCAAGAGUUACAGAGGACUCAUAUCCAACAAUACAGGCCAUGUUAAAACCAGCUCCCUUGAAUGAGACAUUAUUUGUUUAUGGUCGUGGACGACUUGGAAAUUUAAUGUUCAUAUUCGCUGCCGGCUUAGGGUUGGCAGCAAAAACAAGUAAAACACUUCGUGUUUCACCAUAUUUUUGGGAUAGAGGUCGGUGUUUCAACAUUCCACCUGAAUUUAUAAUGAGAAAUAGGUUUAAUAAAAAGCUUCAAAAAUCUGUUGUGUUAAGAGAAGAACUUCCAAGAAAAUUUUCAUCUUCAAUGGUAAAACAAAUCAGUCAGGGGAUUAAUAAACAAUGCUAUGCUUAUGGUUUUCUUCAGUCUUGGAAAUACUUUGAAAAUGUUGAACAUGAAAUAAGGAACUUUUUCAAACAAAAAUUCAAAACAAAGAAAGCUGGUUUAAAUUAUGUUAACCAGUUGAAAAAGAGUAAAAGGCCUAUUGUUGGAAUUCAUGUAAGACUUAGAGAUACUGCAAAUGAUAAACGACUAAGGAAAGGAACUAAAGAAUAUUUUACCACAGCAACUACCUUGAUGAAAAAGCUACUGGGAAAUAGGAGACCACUAUUUGUGUUACUUACCAACGAUCGCCUAAAAGUUCAGGAGCAAUUUAAAGAAAUGAUAGAUAGUGAAGAGGCUACUCUUACUCCUGAACAUUUAUCUGAUCGAUGCGUCGAACUCGAAAUACUAUCAUCAUGUGAUCAUACAAUCAUAACGCACGGGACUUUUGGCUGGUGGGGUGCUUUCUUGUCCAAUGGUUAUACAAUAUAUAUAAAAAAUUAUGCAGUAGAAAAUUUACUGUUUUAUAAUAUUACUGUACCUGAGGACUUUUUUCCAAAGGAUUGGAUUGGUCUAAAUGUAUAGUUAUAUUUAAAAACAACAAAACAGUAUGUUUUAUGUAUGUUGAAUUUUGGCAUUCUGAAUUUAUAUAGUAAUUUAUCAAGUAGGAAUAAGAUAAAUAUACUGAAUAGC
Molecule: messenger RNA, 1231 nt
Organism: Dimorphilus gyrociliatus
Lineage: Eukaryota; Metazoa; Annelida; Polychaeta; Dinophilidae
Source: the annotation of a GenBank genome assembly